Messenger RNA from Diversispora eburnea, 1489 nucleotides. Lineage: Eukaryota; Fungi; Glomeromycota; Glomeromycetes; Diversisporales; Diversisporaceae. The record is from the annotation of a GenBank genome assembly.
GCAAGCUUUAACGUAUGGAAGCAUGUCAUCUCAAGUUUUGAUCCAGAAGUUUGAAGAAACGGAUCCACUCCUUAUUGAUGACAUCGUCCAAGGAGUGUGUGGAUGUAUUACAGAACCUGUAAGGCAUCCUGAAUUAUCUUUAGAUUUUUUGAGAAAUGAUCCUAGAGGGAAACAGAUUGAACCUGAUAUUAAUAAAAUUUCAAAGAAAUACAAUAACGAUAAUACCCAUGUUUUUUCUACACAAAGAGAAGGGAAAAUUAAUGAAGUAACCCCACCCAAUUAUCGUCCAUAUAAUGAAUUGAUUCGAGAAACUAAAUUACCUGUACAAAAAUAUGGCAAGGUGCCCGAUUCGUAUACUAUCUCCUUAAAAGAUAGGAAUAUUAUGCUACAGAAACUAGAUCAAUCGUGGAAUCUUCAGCAAUAUGACAAUACAACAGAUGCUAGUAGAUUAAAACACAUUUUAUUCGAUAUGCAUAUGGUUUUGGCUACUAAGAGAAUGUUUCAAGCUGAAACUGAGUUUGACCAAAAUAAAAAUUCUCAGUUAACUAAAUCGGAAGGGACUUCACUCAUGCCUAUGUCAAAUAUACACUCUAAAGAACAAAAGGGGGAUCAACGAUUAGUUUUGCCAUCCGGUUUCGAAAAAUCUAUUUCUACAAAUAAUAGAAGACUUAUCACUUCUUCAGAUCCUUACCUAAUAAGUGAAAUACAACGUGAAAAGCAGCAAAGACAUCUAUCAUUACAAGAUAUAACAUCCCAUGCUGAGACAUUCCGGAAAUCAAUUCUUGCUUCAGAUCCCUACCUAGUGAACGAAAUACAGCGUGAAGAACAGGAGAAGUAUUUAACAUUGCAAGAUAUAACAUCCCAUACUGGGGCAUUUCGAAGACCAAUCCUCACUUCAGACCCCUAUUCAAUGGAUGAGAUGCAACGUGAAGACCAGGAAAGAAAUUUGCCAUUGCAGGAUGUAACAUUUAAUACUGGAAUAUUUCGAAGACCAAUUUUGCCUAGUGAUUUAAAAUUUCUUUAUUGGCAACAACAAGAAGAUCAGAAUCAGAAUUUUGUUCCUUCAUCGCAAAAACCACAUCCGGCUAAAGGGAUAUUACCAGUCAUCUAUUCAGAAAAAGCGGUACAGGGAAGUCUAGUCAGUAAUACAUUUCCUAACGCACAUUUAACGAAUAUCGCUAAGACGUUACCUAAAUCUGCUGGAGCUGAUCAAUAUAAUAUUCAUGUUUAUAGUUCUGCCCCUCCACAGAUUUUAACAGAAAGAUCGAACCCAGACACUCUUUGGCAACAUACUUAUGAAAAUUCACCCAUAUCUGGGCCACCUCUUUCUAAAUGGCGAAAUCAUACCAAUGAUGCAAUGGCUUUAAGGAAUUCAACUGAAACUGUCUUCGGAUCUAAUGCAUCUGGGAUGUAUGGUACUGCUCCCACUGGACCUAAAACUUUACGCGCAUAUAAAGAAAGUGACUCUAUGAAUUUACAUGACGGAUUG